This is a messenger RNA of Mesorhabditis spiculigera, 846 nucleotides long. The record is from the annotation of a GenBank genome assembly. Lineage: Eukaryota; Metazoa; Nematoda; Chromadorea; Rhabditida; Rhabditidae.
AUGUACUUACAGAUCCGGGAAUGUAGCAAGAAAGAUACGAUUGCUUUCAUGAGGCAGUUGGUUGAUGAGUGGCGGCAAGGGCUUCGCGAGAUUUGGCGGAUUCACGUUUGGACUGACGAUUCGGAUCGUUUGUUCGACAGGGAGCGGUUGAAGCGUGGCGAUGGAGACGGAGACACCCUGGUGAUGCACGAUGGGGCUAGCCUCGUUAGUUUGCCAAAAGGGAAGAUCUGGGCGAGCAACCCAUCGGGCUGUCUGCCCGACCACGGCCAUCAUUACGGCUGGAACGUACGCGGGAUUGACGCCAUCAACUUGCUGUUUGCUGGCCGCAUCGUACCGACACUUUACAUCGAAGAUCCGGAGUUUCGCUGCAAUUCGACGAGGUUGCCGGGAUUACAGGCGCUGACCCUUGAAGUUCUGGGUGUCAGCACGUUGAGGAUGCACUGGCCGAAAGCGCUGAAGCCGGAGGGCCGACCGUUCGAAGCCGUACAGUUUCGGCGGUUCGAGGCAGCCGCUCACUGCUGCCUCGGUUCCGAUGUCGCGCAGAGCAUCCACAUCCUCCACCCUCAAAGUCUGAACGACUGCCUAAUACUCAAAAACCGAAAUCAACGCAUCCAGAUCUGUGAACAUCUACAAGAACAAAGGGAAAGCUAUGUGCAGAAGGUGAUUGCGCAAUGGAGGGUGGGGAAGCGGGAUAUCCAGAUUGUGAUAGCGUCUCCUAGAAGACCUCCGUCUGCGCUCUCCGCGGAGUACGAAAGGGAUGAUGGGCAGAAAAUUCUGUAUCGAACGACGAGCAACGGAUAUUUGAUUGAAUUGGAUCCAAGCGAAUCUGACGCCGUUUCUUUGAUG